This is a messenger RNA of Penicillium subrubescens, 2691 nucleotides long. RefSeq lists its product as uncharacterized. The record is from RefSeq and is a predicted model, not a curated record. Bases 1 to 2691 code for a protein of 896 amino acids. NCBI's taxonomy places the organism in Eukaryota, Fungi, Ascomycota, Eurotiomycetes, Eurotiales, Aspergillaceae. The transcript has a single exon.
AUGCUGAGCCUGAGCGCCGUGGUCGCCAUCGCCGCGUCCGCCGCAGCCUUUUUCGUCGUCUUGGGAGUCGUCGUGAUCGUAGUCUGGGUUCGAGUCCGCAAAGAACGACAUGCAAUGCGAAUGCUUGGUCUAAAGGAGGGAGAUAACCCCCGUCGUGUCAAAGCUUACAACCCGGAUACGUUGACCGAGCUUUCUCACCAGGAAGGAAGUGUGUUGAGGGCUCAUGGCAAUCUGCCGUACGGCAAACCGGGUGAAUGGGGUCAAUUGGAAUCACGCGAAACUCUGCUACGGUCAGAGAGCGAACCCGAAUCCUCCUGGCCUCUCAUGGAACGCGCACGAUCUCUUCGCAAUUCGAUUCGCAGAGCCAGCUCGAAGCGAUUUACAAAAUCUGGGCUUCGGCGCAUGGGCUCCAUGGCUACGGUUAGCGAGAUGCUACCCAGCCCAACUGGGACUUCCAAGGAUGAUAUUCCUCUAUCAGCUGUGGAAGGGGUCUUGGAGCUACCAGCCGAGCGGACACCACGACAAACGCCAGAAAUCCCUGGAGAGGAGGAAGGUUUCCAUCUAGGGAUGCGCCCAAUGUCUCCUGCAUCAGCCUGGCCUCCUCCAGGUCAACAACAGCGAGCGUUCCCUGUGUUGGACAACAUUCUAUCGCAAAACCUAUUUGACCCUCCUCUCAUGAUCUAUGAAGAAUCACCCACUCGAAUUCGAGGUGGGAGUAUCGUCAGUCAAACAGCAGGACAUGCUCCCGACCAGUCAAUUCCUCCUCCGCCACCUCCUGCUGCAUUCCCUCAAGAGCGGUUCAGCUACUUGCGAAACGACUCGGUCAUGCGUCUUUCUUCAAUGAGCCUUGACACGACCAACAGCUCAAUCUUGGAGGACGGUCGAAAUGGUCCACGCUCUGCGGACACAGAUCUUACCUCGCCUAUUUUCCCGUCAGGCGGCUCUUUUGUGCCUUUCAGUGCCAAUGAUGUUGGGGUCAAGAACGGCCGUCGGAGCUUCAUCGCUGCUAAUACAUCAGUACCGCCGAAUUUCCUCGUUCGCUCCUCGUCCACCGCUGACGGCCCCAGAAAGACCUCAGAAGAAGCCAUGUCGCCCCGUCGGAGCAUGACUACAGCAUCUCGAAACCCAAGCAAUGCCAGCAACCAAUCCACUGCUCUGCCUCGUCGCAGUGAAUCUCUAUCUUCAACUGCUCCGCAAAGAAACUCAUCUCUUCGCGUUGGCACCCCGGGGUCAAUGGCUGCUUAUCAGAAUGACAAUAGGUCAUCCUGGCGAUCACCUACUUCGAAUUUGGCGCAUGCACCGUAUGUCAGCCAGUACCCUCAACAACCCCCGCCAGUCUACGAGAGUGAGCAGUUUGAAAACGAUCCGUUCUAUGGCGGCUCUCCAGCUUCCACUGGCACAUUGUUCUCUGUUGGCUCCCCGAGUCAGCCUAACGGUUACAUGCCGCAAAGUCCGCUGCAGCGUUCCAGUCUCUCCAUCAAGGGGCCUCUCCCAUCCGCGCUCAAGGGUUCCAAUUCUCAGCGGAAGAGCAAAGGCCACAGACGACAGAACUGUGUUCGUAUCUCCAUCCAUCCGCCCAUGACUUUCGGUGGCCCUGCCUUCUCUCCCACAGUCGAGGAAGAACCUGAAGAUCUGGACGCCAUGGAGGAAGUAGAUUUGCGGGAGAGUACCAUCAACGGGACAUCGAACUCACAGCCUUCCAUGCCUGCCAACACACCAUCUCCUCUACCACUUUCAAAGCGUGGAAGUGGCAGUCGUCGUACUAAACCUGUGAUAUCAGCACCAAGCUCGCUCGGUCCUCUGGCUGAAGAACCACAACCUACAUUGCAUACUCGAACUCCAUCUAAGAAGCGAAAGAAGGCACCCACUGACAACCCAGAUGACACGCCCGUCAUGGCCAAGGGCCAUACUUUACCCGGUCUCUUCACAGCAUUGCCACCUGUUCGCGAAGUAGUUCUUUCGCAUACGCCUUCGCCUGAGCGAGAACCACCCGCCUGGGCAGUCAGUGAUAAUCCAUCUCCAACGACCCGUGAAAACGCGUCUGGUAUUAGCACUGGCAGCCCUCGACGCCCACCUCUCAAAGGACCACGCACUCAACCGGGCAAGCCAGGCCGAAGGAAUUCGACACAUGCUCCACAACCCAAGCCCACGGAGCCCUUGAUGGGCCUUACCUCGCCUACUGGUCUACCAGUCAUCACCGGCACCCAGGGCAGUGACUGGCGCAAGUCAACGGACUCACCACAACGGGGAAGAACCGACACAAGCACCGACUCUUUCCGGAAGAACCGCGACUCCCAAGGCUCCUUGGUGAAUGGCCUCGAUUCAUCAAUGCGUCCCAUGUCGCCUGUGUACGGCUCCCAAGUCUCAACUGUACGAGACAAGGUCACCAUCUGGGAAGAUGCUAAUCGCAGCGCAUCUCCGCCCAAGCUAGCUGCGACGCAAUUCGGAGCAGGGUAUACCUUCCAACUUGAUACCAAUCUCUCGCCUACAUAUGCGAAAAAUAGUAUCCCGCGGACGCUCUCCAAAAGCGGGAAUCAAUCCCCUAUCCGCAUGCAUAGUCAUCGCGCACCGCCAACGCCGACGUCUGUUCGGCGGGGUAUGACAACGCCUACUAGUAAGGGACUUGGUAUUGGAGUUACGUGUGCGACGCCAGUCAGCUUGUAUGAUGGCGAAGGGUUCUUGAAGGAGUAG